AGCAGCUGGCCAGCAGCAGCUGCUGGACAGCCACGGUGACGGUGGGCGGAAGGGGAGGCGGCGGUGGUGGUGGUGCUGGUGGUGGUGGUGCUGGUGGUGCGGGACUGCUGGGAGAGGGCGGCGGCAAGGAGACGCUGUGCCUCAUGACCAAUGUGCCGCCGGGGGACGGUGGAGAGGUCAGCUGGUCCGCAGCCCGCCUGCCCAGCAACUCCCUGCCCCCCGAGGGUCGCUGGCGCGGCGGCCCCUCCGCGCUCAAGUCCGGGCUCCAGAAGGCGGUACGGCUGGGGCGCGGCGGCUGUGCGGUACGGGCGGCGCUGCACCUUGCCAAGGAGGAAGG
Astrephomene gubernaculifera is the source of this 337-nucleotide messenger RNA. Lineage: Eukaryota; Viridiplantae; Chlorophyta; Chlorophyceae; Chlamydomonadales; Astrephomenaceae. The record is from the annotation of a GenBank genome assembly.